UCUUCUUCUUUUUUUCAGGUUGUGGGUGCACCACAUUCUUCAUCACAGAUUGCUAAUUCGUCUAAUAGUUCAGACUUGCAAUUCAGCUUAAAGUCUGGAUACAGUCAGUCAAGCUCCAAACCAACAAGUACUGAUGGCCAGCCAUGUUUCUCACCUUCAAGAAAAAGGAUAAACCCCUCUUCAGACUCUUCAUCUCAGUCUGCUUCACAGGUACAGUCUGCGUCUUCAUCUAAUGCCUCAUUGGUCUCAAAGACUACGGACACUGACCUUCAUGCCCAGACAGCUUCAAAAGCUGAGUCGAUUCAGAGCCAUGACACCCAUGCAGUGGCUGGCAUGUCAGAUUUUCAGGGCAACAACAGUCAUGUUGGUGAUGGUCACAUAAGUCCACGCAGGUUAAAGGAGGAGUUCAGGUGCAGUGAAGGAGAAAGCAAAGAGUCAAAGCCAUCACACUUAGGCAAGUUUGGCUCUGGAGAUGGACGGAGUGAGGACCGGAAUAGGGUUUUAGAGUGGCCAGACUUUUUUUCAACUGUGAAAGACAGGGACCGAUACAAGCACUAUAGGGAAUACAACGAAAGAAGCCGGAGCCGCUAUGGUCAUAGCUAUCGAGAGAGUCAUCCCUUUAGAGAGCGUUCCACCAGUAGAGACCGGCAUCACAGAGAUCGUGAAGGGGAGAGACACUGGGACAGAUUCUCACACCACCGUCGAGAGCACCGCCAUUCCCAAAGAAGACCCAGAGAGGAACGUGACCAGAGUAGGGAUAGGAGAUUUGUGAGUGAUGCUUAUCGUCCUUCUGGACACCAUAACCGGGAUGGAUAUUCCAGUCACAGCCAUCGUGGGGUGGAUGGUGGCUGUGGAAGGACGUCCCAUACAGUGAACGGUGCUAAAGUGAGACCCUCAUCUCCACAUUCUAUCAGCCCACUGCCUGGACAUUACAAACGGAAACGCGGUCCAUCGGCUGAUGCAAGACAAAGCUCUGAUGAGUGCCGAGUGAAGAAAUCCAAAAAGAAAAAGAGAAACAAAGAAAAGCACAGGCACUCAGAGAAGGACCCAUCUGAGGGCAAUGAGGAUAGCAGCUCGAAGAGACAUAAGAAGAAGAAAAAAAAGAAAAAGAAGGGGAGAGAGGAUGAGGAAAGGCCUCACACUAGGAGAGACGUCACUCCGAGGCGGGAAGAGCAUGAUUCUAGAGCUAGGAAUGGUACAGAGAGAGGAAGUCAGCACCACAUCUCUGAGUCUCGUCACAAUGUCCACCGAGACCAUAUGGAGGACCAGCAACAGCUCAAUGGACACAAAGCUAAUGGCCUGAGCUGUUACAGUGGAAAUGAACUUGAUCUUUGUCAUACUGGGAUGGAGAAAGACAUGAAAUACAAAUAUUUUGACCACUCUACCACUGUCAACAGCACAAAGACACUCUCAAAUGGAAAUGGAGAUGUGGACGGUGUCUAUCACAGGACCCUUUCAGAUGUUGAAAAAAUCACUCAUCCUCACUAAAGGGAAACUGAUUUCUUGAUCACACCUAAGACUCUGAAAAUCACCCAUGCAAGCAUGUGAAAGACAAAAUCUACAGCUACAGUUCCUGACAUGGUGCUUAACAUUUAGAACAUACUGUAUUUUUAUCACGAGAUGAAUUUUAAAGUUGCUUUAUUUUGUCUUUUGUUUUUCUUUAUUUUUAAGGUUAUGGAUUUUUUAGUACACUGUACAUAAAUGAACUUUGAUCAUGAAAAAAAUUAUAUAUAAAGUUAAUAUAUGCGAUUACAAAAAGCCUGGAGCUUAACAUCAGAAUUGCUGCUCAGACAUAUAGACUCAGGAUUUUCUCACUUGUGAAGAUGAAACAAGCGCUCCCUUUAAGGAAUCAAACCUGGGAAAGACGAGAACAUUUAUAUGCUGCAUCGGCAGAGAAAGACUGCUUGUCUCUUGGCUUCAAGUUAUGAUGUCACCAUUUUCACAUAUUGGUUGAGAGAACUGUCUCAAAGGAGCAGCCUUUGCUAAUGCUAUACGUGCACUUACGUCACAGUUAACCUGGACACACUUGAGGACAUAAGAUGUUUGCUUUGCUGUCUCUUGUACCUCUCUUUUUUAGCAUCUCACUGUAUCAGACCUUUCUAGAAUACAAGUUCAUUGCAUCUUUUUUGUUUUUAAUUCUCACUGUUUAUUUUUCUUGAAUCCGCUUUGAUUUCAGUCAAGAUAAUACUGUGAAUUUAAGUUGAACUGUACUAUCAGUUGUUUGUUUUUGGUCCUGUAUCAGGAGGUUCAGUAGAGACACUUUCAGUAAAGCCACUCGUAAUGUAGACCAUGUUCUCUGAACAUUUCUCAACUUUUUUGUUCUUCAGCAAAACGAAAGAGACGUGAAAAUGGUUAUAUUCAACUUCAUUUUACUGUAGCAUGUCAAAUUAAAUGUAUACAGUGUACAAUAUGUUGAGUGAGAGGAAACGGCCUUAAUGUCUGAAAUUUUAAUAUUUUCUCUCACUGUGUUUACAGUGUUUUGUUGGAGUGAAUGAACAUGUAUGUGAUGAUGGGAAGUGUUUGGUUUUGUAAAGGGUGGGGUUUCCUUUUUACAUAUAAAGAAUGACUUGUGAGAUA
Messenger RNA from Sinocyclocheilus anshuiensis, 2577 nucleotides. RefSeq names its product ubiquitin carboxyl-terminal hydrolase 42-like. The record is from RefSeq and is a predicted model, not a curated record. The annotation marks the transcript as partial. The transcript is spliced from 7 exons. NCBI's taxonomy places the organism in Eukaryota, Metazoa, Chordata, Actinopteri, Cypriniformes, Cyprinidae.